Messenger RNA from Manis pentadactyla (Chinese pangolin), 1088 nucleotides. RefSeq names its product olfactory receptor 5H2-like. Gene Ontology annotation, cellular component: membrane. Gene Ontology annotation, molecular function: G protein-coupled receptor activity; odorant binding; olfactory receptor activity. Lineage: Eukaryota; Metazoa; Chordata; Mammalia; Pholidota; Manidae. The record is from RefSeq and is a predicted model, not a curated record. The transcript has a single exon. The coding region runs from base 46 to 975 and encodes 309 amino acids. Gene Ontology annotation, biological process: sensory perception of smell; G protein-coupled receptor signaling pathway.
UUGUACAUUUACUUAAUUUCUUUUCAGGGACCAUCCAACAAAGACAUGGAUACUGAAAAUGCAACCCUGCUGACAGAGAUUGUUCUCACAGGACUUAUAUAUCAACCAGAGUGGCAAAUUCCUCUGUUUCUCUUGUUCUUGGUGAUAUAUCUCAUCACCAUUGUGGGGAACAUUGGCCUGGUUACUCUCAUUUGGAAUGACUCUCGACUUCACAUCCCCAUGUACUUGUUCCUCGGUUGUUUAGCGUUUGUGGAUACAUCACUCUCAUCCACAGUGACCCCCAAAAUGCUGGUCAGUUUCUUUGCCAAGAGUAAGAUGAUAUCUUUUUCUGAAUGCUUGAUACAAUUUUUUUCCUUUGUAGUCACUGCAACCACAGAAUGUUUUCUCUUGGCAAGUAUGGCAUAUGAUCGCUAUGUAGCCAUAUGCAACCCUUUACUUUAUCCAAUGGUUAUGACCAAUAGACUAUGUAUCCAGCUGUUAGUCUUAUCAUUUGUAGGUGGUGUUCUUCAUGCCUUAGUUCAUACAGGUUUUUUAUUCAGAUUAACCUUCUGUGGUAACAACAUUUUACACCACUUUUAUUGUGACAUCAUGCCACUGUUUAAGAUUUCCUGUACUGACCCUUUGAUUAAUGUGCUGAUGGUUUUUAUUUUCUCUGGAUCAAUACAGCUGUUCACCAUUCUCAUUGUUCUUGUCUCUUAUACACUAGUGCUUUUUACAAUCGUAAAAAAGAAGUCUGUACAAGGCAUAAAGAAAGCCUUCUCCACCUGUGGAGCUCAUCUCUUAUCUGUCUCUUUAUACUAUGGCCCCCUUCUCUUCAUGUAUGUGCGGCCUAGAGCUGCACAAUCAGAUGAUCAAGAUAUGGUGGACUCUCUAUUUUACACAGUCAUAGUUCCUUUGUUAAAUCCAAUUAUCUACAGCCUGAGAAAUAAGAAAGUCACAGAUUCACUGACAAAAAUGUUAAAGAGAAAUGCUUAGUUGUCAGGGUAAUAUUUGUUCUCACUACUUAAAACAGUCACAAAAUUGUACAGAUUAGAUGUUGCUAUGUGUUGCUUAAUGUUCAGAGAUUUUGCCAUUAUAAUUUUCCUAAU